Molecule: messenger RNA, 531 nt
Organism: Guillardia theta CCMP2712
Lineage: Eukaryota; Cryptophyceae; Pyrenomonadales; Geminigeraceae
Exons: 1
Coding region: 1-531 (176 amino acids)
Source: RefSeq, a predicted model, not a curated record
AUGUCGAGCGCAAUCAUGGCAACCGAGCUCACUGUCGAUGAGGCGAUCGCAGCUCUCUACCCAGAGGACGUCUACUCUUCUCCAUCCUCCUCCUCGAGCUUGUCGCCAGCUCACAGCCUAUCCUCUUCCUGCACAGUCAACCAACGUUCGCCCUUCUCAGACUCUGGCCCAACCCUCGCUUCCUCUCCCCCAAACUCCUUCAAGUCUCCCGCAGACACUUCGGGUGGGACAGAUUCCUCGUAUCUCACUCUUGCAUGCCCCAACGAAGCCCAGCUCUCCCGUCGCAUGUGGACGCAGGACGAGCAAGUCUGCUUCCUCGAGGCUCUCCCCAGGAAUGUGUCUGUGCGGCAGGUGACGGGGCUCAGAGAUGAGCGAGGGAGGCUGAGGGUGGGGCUGGGCAGAGGAGCAGCAAGGAGGAUUGCGGAAGCAGUGGGGACCAGGAGCGAGGCGCAGGUGCGGUCUCACGCUCAGAAGUUCUUCGAGCAGGCGGAGAGAGGGGGACGGGACUGGCGGGGCAGUCUGGGGAUGUAA